CUCUUUCUUCCUGAACUUUGACCAUGACUCCCGCAAGAGUCUCUGGUGGAGGAUAUCAACCGAUUCCCGAAUAUCGAUUCUGACAUUCGUUGUACAUCAAUCAUCGAGCCCGGUUACCCGAUAAAGAACGUUCGACUAUGUGAAACCGAUUUCCCAUCAAUGAUCAUUUACUUAUAGACGAUCAUGUUGCAUUCGGUUGGAGGAGAGGUACAUGCAGUGAUUCUCGAGGUCCUGGAAACCUCCCAACUGGAGUGGCAUGGACAGAGGGGGCAACGAGGGAUAUGCGGCCUCCCUACACACUCCCGUACAGGCUGCUCCGACUCCAUGCCCCAGCAGCUAGCCGAACUGAUGAACCCCAAAAUUUAAAAAUGGGGGACCCAACGCAUGAAUGCAUGAAACCUCCAGCCAUCACCCCAUUCAACGCGAUCUCCACUGCAUGAAGAGUAACGUAUUACCAACCCACCGUUUUGUAUUCCCCUUUCACAGGUUUGUCUCCAGUGGCUAUGGUAACUAUGUUAUUUUCCGUUCUAUUCUUGGCGUUCAUAAAUUUCAUAAUGGUAUUGAUAGUUAUUUGCACUAAACUCCCGCAAGGCCUUAUAAUGACGACUUCCCACUCCCAUUCCUCCCUUCACUGUGCUUCUCAGGUCUGGUUGUGCCAACCUCUAUCUUCUCUUUCGCUCGCUUUCUUUGUUCGAAUUUUCGGUCGCCGGUGAUCGAAUUUCUUCCCCACUCGACGUGUAGUGCUUAUCCUCUCAUUCUCUAAACUCAAACAUUUGCGUGCAGAGCACCAACCGUUUUUCAUCUCAAAGUCACCUCGAAUUAACUCUCGUUAAAACUUUCCAUCAUGUUGUUCAAGACUAUCGUUCCCUUCGUCGCUGUUGCACUGGCAGGAUCUGUCGCUGCCCUUCCUCGUCCUAUUAACACCAAUUUAAUGGCUCGUGCCGCCGGUCAAACUGACGGGAAGACAAUCCUAAGCGGUAUUGGCGGGGCCCAGGAUAACGGUGCAGACAACGCCGGUGACAACGCCGGGACCGAUGACCAACAAUCGGCGGCGGGCUCGAACCAGACCGACACGGCGACUGGCUCUGAGGGCGGCAACAACGGUUCUGCUGACGCUGGAGGCCAAGCUGGUAACAGCACCGAUACUGGUGUUUCCACUAACGGAACGGCGACUGGGAGUGGCGCCGCUACUACUGUCACAGUGACCGUUACGAAAGUCGUCCAGUCCGCUGCUACUGGCGCUGCUAAUGCCAAGGGCAAGGGCAAGGGCAAAGGCAAAGGAAAGAAAGCCGGCGCUGCGGCAGCCAAGAAGGCAGCAGCGAAGGCGAAAGCCCAGCAGAACAAGAACAAGAACGGCGGCGACAAAAACAAUAACAACGGCACCGCUACCGCCGAUAACACGGGAAACAACAACGGAACCGCUACUGCCGCUGGCAAUGGGAACGACGCCAACGGUGCUGAAACUGCCAACAAAGGCGGCGCUCAGGCUGGUAACGGUGCUGGCGACGAAGGCGCUAACAACGGCGAUGUCAGUACCGAUGCCGGUGCUGGUGGUGCUGAUGCUGGUGCCGGUGCCGGGGAUGCUUCCACUGAAUCCCAAGCUCAACCGCCCGCCGAUGGCCAGCAGCAACAGAAGGCAGCUGGUGGUAAACGAAGACUCGACUUUGACGAUGAGAGCCUCGAGGACUUGGAUUAAACGAGUUACGAGUCGUCACCCCUUUUCUCGUCACUCGAAUAUCCCUUAGAGUAUGAUACCAAGGCGGCGGAACAAUUGGCUGACGGUUGGAUUUUACUAAAAAAACCUUCACAAUUGAGGUCGCCGUCCUUUCUUUUUGUUUAUUUAAGUCACUACGAUAGCGAUGCGUGAGUUAGCUAGAACUUACUGGAGUUGGUAUAAUAGACCUUUUGCUUUUUGCAUGGUACAACAUUCCUCAGUCCAUCAUCUUAAGUGGUACUAAUUUACUGAGAGGCAUUCUGUACGGUGUCCGUUAGACAUUCCUCCUCUGGUCCCUGAGUUUACUCACACAUGGUUCCUUGCCAUCAGUCGCUAUACUCCGACAGACAAAUAUAUAGUCCGUCUAGUACGCUAUAGGUAUUCUUCAUGGUCUUGC
Messenger RNA from Marasmius oreades (fairy-ring Marasmius), 2111 nucleotides. RefSeq lists its product as uncharacterized. Bases 845 to 1696 code for a protein of 283 amino acids. The record is from RefSeq and is a predicted model, not a curated record. NCBI's taxonomy places the organism in Eukaryota, Fungi, Basidiomycota, Agaricomycetes, Agaricales, Marasmiaceae. The transcript has 6 exons.